AGCGCCUUCGCCCCAUGCGUACUAAAAAAUUUUGGCUUUCAAUAUGAUAAAACUAAAAUUCACGACGCAUUAAUGUGCUGUCCUCGUGAGAUUGAUCAUCUCUCUCUUCAAUACGUUUCGCUUUUUGGCCGGCUGCAAAUAAGGUGAAUGAAAAAGAAAAUUAAAUCAAAGUAUUUUCACAACUACAGUUGCCGCUGUCCUCGAUGAAGCAGUUGUUUUAUUUGACGAUCUUAUUUGCAUCGGUAGGCAAAGACAAAGUAUUUACGUAUUGAAUAGGUGCUAACUAUAGGUUAACGCAUUACUUACUUAUUCCAAUCGGAGAGAGUAGAUUUCGAUGGCGGACUUCUUGAUUCCUGCCCCUGCGACCGGGGCGGGUGAGCUGGACGACGAGGCACAAAACGGGCGGCGCGUGAACAUUUUUCUACAAACAAAUAACUACCACUGGCAGAUGGCCCUGCCAACCGACCGCCUGGAGAGCCGGUACGAGAAGCUGGGGCACCCGAUCGGCGAAGGCACGUACGGAACGGUCUGGAAAGCGAGGCUGCGAACAACAGGACAUCUUCCCCGGGCCCACCACGGCGGAAGGAGCAGAGAAGAUGCAACUACAAGUAGGAGGUCCUUCGACGUCCUGCGCGGUCGCAAAGCAGAACAAGGGCACCAGCGACCUGGUGACGUGCACGAAGACCAGCCAUCGCCGCAAAGCCGCCGGGUGGAAGACGCCGGGCAGCAGCUCCUGGGAACAGAUCUUCACGAAGUUGUCCCAGAGGACGAGGAGAAAACUGGAACGGCCAACAUGCAGCUUUCGUCGGAUGAUGAUCAAGAUGACGAGGUGGGCGGCGAUGAUGAAAUGGUAAAAGAAGAGGAGGAGCACAGCGACGUGCAGGCCCACCAAGCGGAAGUUGUACAGAAAGCAGAAAAUGAUCUUUCCCAGCGUCCAAAGACGAGCACCCUCGAACAACAUCAAGAAGCCCGUGCAGGAGCCCGGACGGCAGCUUCGCAAGAGUUGCUGCCCGUAGAGGUGAAGCAACCAGAACAUCAGCAGCAGGAGCAGGAGCAGCUCCCGAAUGAACAAGGUGAAGCCCACACUGCGAGCACCAUCAAAAGCGCCGUUGCUCCUGGUGUGGAUUUGACUUUUACUGCGACAUCAAAACAAGAAGACAAGCUCAAACCCACUACAACUGGAACUGCUCCUUCCAACCGCGAGCCGGAUGAAGCGAAAUCAUCAUCUGCGAGGACGAGAAUGGGCAGUUCUUUGUUCGCCAUGAAAAAGGUGAACCUGCGCAACGAGAAAGAAGGCUUUCCGCUGUCCGCGAUUCGCGAGAUCCGGCUGCUGCAGCGGCUGGACCACCCGAACAUCGUCCGGCUCAAGGAUUUAUCAAAUGUAAAAAUGUCUGGGUCUGGAAGAUUGCGAGGUUUGUCAUGCUUGUCUGGCAUGACCAAAAAGUUUGUGAUGCGUGUCCAAGAAGAGAUCCUUUUGCCUGUCAUGCAAAAACGCAUUUUGUCAUGCGAAAAACGCAACACAAAGAAGCGCAGAUAUUUCUCAUGCUUGGCUGUGCAUUACAGAGCAUACACUAUUCCCAACGCAGCAUCACAAGUUUCCAGACCCAGACAUUUUUACAUUUGAUAGGAUUUGGUCUGGUCCGAGCAGGAGAAGCAGAACCGGUGGAAGGGGGUGGUAUGACCUGCUCAGUUACAAUAGAAUCUGGAUUUUGUCUUGCAUGAUAAGCAUGACAGAAUCGCAGAGCAUUCCACUUUCUGCAAUACAAAUUUCGCUAGAUUAUAAUUCUAGUGCGGUUUGGGGCUCCGAAGCUUGUGAUGCGCCAUCCUGUGGGAGUAGGGUACAUCAUGCACUUCUUGCAUCACUAACGUUUGAGAUUAUAACACCUGAGCAGGUUAUAGGUGGUGCACCUCGUUUUUGAGUUUGUCGAGCACGAUUUGACGGGCUUGCUGCUGUACCGGAAGCGCAUGGUCUCGCUACCGGAAGUGAAAAACAUGGCGACGCAAAUCCUGAGGGGAUUAUCCUUCCUGCACGGCCGCUUCGUCGUGCACCGAGACCUAGGGAUUGCAAAAAUGUCUGGGUCUGGAAGAGUGCAAGACUUGUCAUGCAGGUUUUCCAUGAGCCAGGAGGUCUGGUAUGAAGGACAUAGCAUGACAGAUUUUGCGAGAGUUCUAUCAUGCCUAUCCUGCAUGAGAAACUGCCUCUCGAUUAGGUCAAAAGUGGACAGCUCCUGGUAAUCAUGCAACACAGAUUUUUACAUGAUUCAGAUUUAGCAUGACAAGAUGUUUUGUUCCAGACCCAGACAUUUUUGCAUUUGAUAAGACCUCAAGCUGAGCAACAUCCUGGUGACGAACGGUGGCGUACGGAAUUGAAGCAGUCUAUGGAUGUGUCAGGUUUGAAAUCGUCAAAGUUGAAAUAGUUUGUCAUGCAUAAAACGGAUACCAGUUAGACCUACAGUUUGUAGUCGGCGCAUGACAAAUUUUCCCGGUCCUGGAAGCGAGUCUGUCAUGCGGUUUUGGGCAAAAGAGCUGCCUUCUGUCAUGCUAGAUAGCAGUCCAACUUUUGACCCUUACCAGGAUGAUAAUCUGCCUCCCGUGGGUCCUCUGCAAUAGAUUCGCUUUUUGUGUCGCAUUUUAUGCAUUACAAAUUAUUUCAACUUUGACGAUUUCAAACCUGACGCUCCCAUACAGUCGUCUCAUGUGCGAUCUUCCAGGUUUGGAACCGAUUCUGGUGUUGUACUACUUGCCACUUAAGUAUUAGUUUGAUCGCCGUAAUAAAACUACAGUAAGAUGAACGAGCACGCCUAAAUUUUUUUGAUCACCGAGCACGUAAUGGAAUUGUAAAUCUGUUGCAUGUUCUUCUUCUUGACAAGUGUUCUGCAAAGAGAAGUUCCAGGCUCAGACGUGUUUUUCUAUUCCUCCAUACGAUUGCCUCAAGCUUGCGGACUUCGGGCUCAGUCGGUACUUGGAGGAUCCGGCGACGUGCCCAACCGCGGUGCUGCCCCCUCUCAGCGGUACAGCAGUCGCUGCUGCGGCUACCGGUAAAAAUGCGGGCGCGAUCUCGACGGGGACAUCUCAUGCUGAAGAUGACGAAGCUGCAGUACAUGACGCACCUGUUUUAAGUGUAACAACGCCUGGUGAGCAGAACGUUGCUGAUAAUAAUUUAUUUUCUAAUACCGGCGAGGAGACCACAUCAGCCGUUCACGUCCAUCCCCGCCCGCGGAGCCGCACCAUCGACACGCUGCUGCCCCAGCGCACGAACCGCGUGAUUACACUCUGGUAUCGACCGCCGGAGCUGCUGCUCGGUUGCAAGGUGUACGAAUACGAGGUAGAUGCUAUUCCGGGUAGAUCAAACGUGCCCAUUUCGCGUUCAACAACGCACAGUCGUGAAGUCGUCCGUUGUAGUUCUACUACACAAAUUGAUACCAAUUUUUUAUGGGCGGGGGUUUGGUUAAAGUUAACUAGCAUCAAAACCAAAAACCGAAUGGUUCUACUGCGAGUUAAAGUAGUAGUUGCGCAUCACAAGAAGAUGAAGAAAUUGGCUACAACUGCGCGCCGGAGGUGCAGCAGAGGUGCUUAGCACCAUCUAGCAUGGCCGUCACAGCGAGCUCGUAGUAGGGCAAGUUUGGCUUUCGUAAGCGUAGGGAGUUGGAAAUAGCGUAUCGUGCGCUUCUUCUACAAACUGCCACGAAACGUGAUGCAGGUCGUUGUAGGAAAAAUGCGCAUCCCCCCGCCAUUCCCAUCUUGUACUUGAAACGCAAGUCUUCAUCAUGACAGACACUAGCGCACGUCGGUCUCGGUGUUCGUUAUCAUCUGGCGUCAAGACUAGGAAAUAACUGGAGACGAGGAUAUUCGGCUCGUUUGCUUUACACUGGAUACUCCUCUGGUCGGCCGGGUGCGUCAUUGCGGAGCUACUGAUCGGCCGACCACUGUUUCCGCUGGACAACGAAAAGAAGGUGUACCAAAAAAUCAGCGAGUUCUGCGGGCACCCGAACCCCACGACGUGGCCCGAUCUGUGGAACAAGCCGACAAUGUACCCCUUGCGUGGCGAGUACCUGGUUGGUACGGGCGGGGGCUCUGGUGUGGGUUCUGCGUAUUAUCAUGGCAGUUUUUACGGCGGGUCGUCGCGCAGCGGGACGGCCGCUGCAGUAGGUGGAAAUUCGCAAUAUCACUACUUGGAUCAGCAGAACAAGCACAACUACUACAACAGCAACCCACAGAUGAAUUAUAAGAAUCCUCAGCAGGGCGGUGGGUCUUCAUCGAGUCGCAAGCGCUCCGCCUCCGAUCGGGAUAUUGAUUAUCCUGGGAGAACAAUAGGUGAUCUUCGUGGGCCCCCGCCACCACCUUCAAAGGACGUCGAUGCUGGCGGCUAUGACCACCACCAGCCUAGUACAACUAGUCGACAAGCGAGAAAAAGAAAGCCCAACAAGUACAACUACUCCCUGUUUGACAUGAAUCCCCUGAUUCUCGACGAAAACGGGCUGCCCGUGGUGCAGACGGGGGAAGAACAACCAGCAGACGGAGAGCAAAGCGACGCAAUAAAUCUGGAACCCGCCUAUGACCUCGAAAGUAGAACUACCCGGGCGGACCAGAAAUUCGUCGCGGAGCACGAAAACAGCAGCUCCCUGUUCCACCACAGCGAAGACUUCCAGAGUGAGGACGAAGAAACGCCGUUCGAGGAGUGCUUCGGCACCGCCAAUGCGGUGAAGAGCCGUUUCAUGGCGCAAAUGCUCAGCAUGGACCCGACCAAGCGGGAGGUCUGCGAAAGGAUCCUGGACCACGAGUUUUUGCGCUCGCACCAACCUCUGCCCUGCAAAAACGAGGAAAUCAAACUGAACAAAUUCGUGCACUGCCACGAGCGGUCAGCAAUCAAAAUCAAGGAGAAAGAGAAGCGGCAGCGGGAAGCCCGCGAGGAGCUGGCGAGAAAGAGGCAACGUCGCUGGGAGCACUGAUGACAACGAAAUCUUCAGGUGGUUGCGAUUUUUAUUGUGUUUUCGGUAUUUUUUAUCCGGUCCUUUUCGUCUUCUAUGACGCGACGUUCCCUUACGAACAAGUACGUACCUCUACUUUCUGUGGAACUUCUGUAGCUUGUUUCUUGAACAAAGCACAAUACGACGAAUCGAUCCCGAAUGUGG
This is a messenger RNA of Amoebophrya sp. A120, 5132 nucleotides long. NCBI's taxonomy places the organism in Eukaryota, Dinophyceae, Syndiniales, Amoebophryaceae. The record is from the annotation of a GenBank genome assembly.